GCGCUCCGGCAAGACCGGGCUGGCGCGGGUGCGGAGGCAGUGGCUGCAGCCGAUUCCCCCUCCUCGAGUACUACGAGACCGUUCGUUUCCCCGGAUGAGCCACGGAUCAGGUUUCUGAGCCGGAAGAGGAGGGUCGGCAGAGCUCAGGGAUGGCGAAGGUCGUGACUCUGAGGGAGAAGCUGCAGCCACAGCCCCAGGGGCCGGGGAGAAGCGACGGUGCCGUCUGAGCACCUGCUGGAGACGGGGCAGGAGGAACGGUAACCCCGGGAGAGCACAGGCUGGCUCCAGAAUGUGGAGAUGACGCCUCCGGGGGCCCAGGCCUCCCUCCCACCCGGGUGCUAGGAGCCGUGCCCAGGUUCCAGCCAGGAGCCCUGCCGCCCAGGGGCAUGGCCAAACCUUUCUUCCGACUCCAGAAGUUUCUCCGCCGGACGCAGUUCCUGCUGUUCUUCCUCACGGCCGCCUACUUGAUGACCGGCAGCCUGCUGCUGCUGCAGCGGGCCCGAGUGGCCCUGCCACAGGGUCCUCGGGCACCAGGCUCCCUGCAGGCCUUACCCGUGGCCGCCAUGGCGCUGGGCGUGGGCCUGCUGGAUAGCAGAGCCCUGCAGGACCCCCGUGUCAGCCCAGAGCUGCUGCUCGGCGUGGACAUGCUGCAGAGCCCCCUGGCCCGGCCCCGGCCUGGCCCCCGCUGGCUCCGGAGCCGCAACUCUGAGCUGCGCCAGCUGCGGCGCCGCUGGUUCCACCACUUCAUGGGUGACCCCCGGGGGCUGCCCGCCCUGGGCCCUGAGGCCCCCAGGCCAGCGGCCAGCAGCCGAGGCACCUAUGUGGGCUGCUUCAGUGACGAUGGCCAGGAGAGGACUCUGAAGGGCACUGUGUUUUUUGACUUGAGAAAGAUGACCGUCUCCCACUGCCAGGACGCCUGCGCUGAGCGGUCCUACGUCUACGCUGGCUUGGAGGCCGGGGCGGAGUGCUACUGCGGGAACCGGCUCCCGGCAACCAGCGUGGGGCCCGAGGAGUGUAAACAGGAGUGCAAGGGCGAGAAGGGCUCCGUGUGCGGGGGCCUCGGCCGGCUCUCCGUGUACCGCGUGGAAGAGCUACAGCCGAGCUCCAGGAAGCGGAGGACCGUCACGUACCGUGGGUGCUUCGGCCUCCCGGAGAACAUCACGCACGCCUUCCCCGACUCCCUGAUGCAGGCCAACGUGACGGUGGACACGUGUUCGGGAUUUUGUUCCAAGAAAGAGUUCCCCUUGGCCAUCCUCAGAGGCUGGGAGUGCUACUGUGCUUACCCCACCCCCCAGUUCAACCUGCAGGAUGCUGUGGACGGCACACUGUGUGGCCAGGAGCCUGAGGCACAGAGGCUGGCAGAGUACUGCGCGGUCUACCAGACCCCCGUGCAAGACACCCGGUGCACAGACAGGAGGUUCCUGCCCACCAAGUCCAAAGUGUUCGUGGCUCUGUCCAGCUUCCCGGGAGCCGGGAACACCUGGGCACGGCACCUCAUCGAGCACGCCACCGGCUUCUACACAGGGAGCUACUACUUCGAUGGAGCUCUCUACAGCAAAGGGUUUAAGGGCGAGAAGGACCACUGGCGGAGCCGGCGCACCAUCUGUGUGAAGACCCACGAGAGUGGCAGGAGGGAGAUCGAGAUGUUCGACUCGGCCAUCCUGCUGAUCCGGAACCCGUACAGGUCCCUGGUGGCCGAAUUCAACAGGAAGUGUGCCGGGCACUUGGGCUACGCAGCUGACCGCAACUGGAAGAGCAAAGAGUGGCCGGAAUUCGUCCACAGCUAUGCCUCGUGGUGGUCCUCGCACGUCCUGGACUGGCUCAAGUACGGCAAGCGGCUGCUGGUGGUGCACUACGAGGAGCUGCGGCGCAGCCUGGUGCCCACGCUGCGGGAGAUGGUGGCCUUCCUCAACGUGUCCGUGAGCGAGGAGCGGCUGCUGUGCGUGGAGAACAACAAGGAGGGCAGCUUCCGGCGGCACGGCCGGCGCCCCCCUGAGCCCGAGCCCUUCACCCCGGAAAUGAAGGACUUGAUCAAUGGCUAUAUCCGGACAGUGGACAAGGCCCUGCGUGACCACAACUGGGCCGGGCUGCCCAGGGAGUAUGUGCCCAGAUGAUAGGCUCGGCCACUCUGCCCGCCCUGCUGAGAGCCGGCGCCCUAGGGCUGCACCCACUCAGAUGCUCCGGUGGCGGGGCUGCUCCCUCGUGCGCAGGGAGACCAGCCACAAGCCCGGAGCCUGCCCUCGCAGACCCGAUGCCGCAGGACCGACACAGAUCCAACUCAGCCAGACGCGCUUAGACACGCCACUCCACGCUCACUGUGCCUGUUUCGACAAGCCCAAGACACCACGCAGGGUGUGCCAGACACUCCCAGGCUUGCAAAUGCAAUCGCACGUAGCCGCCAGGUUACCUGCUCCCAGAGGCUGUCGGUCUGUCUGUCUCUCACACACAGUCACGCGUACACCAGGGCUCUCAGAAGCCCCGGGUUGUCUGUGUUCAGCCCCAGGCGUGGACUUGCUGGUCAGGGCUCCUGACUGUGGGAUGCUGGGCUGGGCGGGCAUCCAUGCUCCGGGCAGCAAGGACUCGGGCAGGAGGUGGGCUCAGGGACGUUGCUGGGCCACAUGGCGUGGCAUCCCAUAAAUGCGUGUGGUGACAGCCGGCACCACGAACUCUGCAGCCCUGCCUCCCCCUCUCUGUGGAUGGGCUGGCGGCACCGUGGGCAGAGUGGAGCACCCCCCACACACCCCAACCUCAGGACCCACUGCAGUUCUCCGCACCCCCUGCCGCCCCUUCCAGUAUGCGUGCUCCUUGGAGCGGGGCCGUGCCCGGCUUCUUUCUCCACUGUCCCCAGGAAAGCUGGGCAUUCACCCCAUGCCUCAGACACAGGGUGGGAGGCUGAGGGGACAGGGAGACGGAGGAGCUGGGCCUCAGGGGAGUCCUAGACCCCAAGGCCCUAUGUGCUCUCAGGAAGGGUUUAGGGGGGCAUGGGAAACCCAGUAAGUGGGUCUUGGGGAUCACUGUAACUACCCAUCUUGACAGGCCUCUGCUUCCUCUCCGUGGGGUCCCACCCUUGGGUCAUGAGGAAGGGGUGCUGCAUGGUCCAUCAGCAACAACCCUGGAUCCUUGUGGGGAGACCAUGGCUGCGACUUCUGCCUGACCCCCGUGGCCAUGGCUGAGCCCUCUCUGUCCCUGUUCCUCACCCACCACUUCCUGUCACUGGCCUCUGCCACACUGUCUCUGCUACACAGCCAUCUUUCCCAUUGUUCAUCCGUCCUCGACCAGUGCGGAGGGCACUCAGAGAUGCUGCCACCAGCUGAGUGCUGGCCUCCAGGAGGAGACCUGUAUGAAGGCAUCCUCCCCCCCAGCUCAGUCUAGUGGGGCCAGGCGUGGGGUCGUCACCCAUGGAGUGAGAAAGCCAGUCACAGGAGCGUGUGUGCCGUGCAGACUCCGGUGCUCGGCCCUGUGCUGGCUCCUCGGGGAGUGCACCGCAGCAACAGACCUGGCCUUGAGAGGUCUGCAGGGAUUACCCCCGCAAAGCAGAGGGGAAGGAUAAUUAAGGUACAGAGAACAGUGUGUGCAAAGGCUCAGAGGCUUGGAACACCUCUGGUGUGUUUUGUAAAACAGGUGAAUGGAGCGUGGGGUGUGUUUGUCUCUCCAUGUCUGCAGCAGGAGGGGAGUGGGUGGGUGAGGACAGAGGUGGAAACACCGAAAGGGACUCUGACCAUUUAGUGUUCAGCAUGGUAGGGGCAGAGGUGUUGAUGCUAAUUACCUUCCUGGGUCACCCGUGCUACAUGUCUUAGGCUCGGGAAGGAGGCUGCGGAGACCAGGAGUCCAGGUCUAGAGGUUGGAGUGGACCAGAGAGCAUGGCCCAGGACAGCUGAGAGAUGCAGGGAGGGUUGU
Molossus molossus (Pallas's mastiff bat) is the source of this 3897-nucleotide messenger RNA. RefSeq names its product WSC domain containing 1 (gene WSCD1). Bases 387 to 2114 code for a protein of 575 amino acids. NCBI's taxonomy places the organism in Eukaryota, Metazoa, Chordata, Mammalia, Chiroptera, Molossidae. Gene Ontology annotation, molecular function: sulfotransferase activity. The transcript is spliced from 9 exons. The record is from RefSeq and is a predicted model, not a curated record.